This is a messenger RNA of Trichoplax adhaerens, 1695 nucleotides long. RefSeq lists its product as uncharacterized. Gene Ontology annotation, biological process: mitochondrial transmembrane transport. The transcript has 18 exons. The coding region runs from base 1 to 1695 and encodes 564 amino acids. NCBI's taxonomy places the organism in Eukaryota, Metazoa, Placozoa, Uniplacotomia, Trichoplacea, Trichoplacidae. The record is from RefSeq and is a predicted model, not a curated record.
AUGAAGGAAUCAUCUGAUCAUCAAGGCAAUGGCGAUCUGACGUCAUUUUCAUCGAUUCCCCCAAGCCAGCGGAUGAUUUCUGCUUGUGCUGGAGCCUUUUUUGCAUCGUUAUUAAAUAAAAUUGUCUUUUUUCGAAAUGGAGUCCUAAGUCAAGUUUGCCCAAUAUGUCCCGCUGGUCCCAGUCAUUGCGAACAUCAAGUCAACAUUACCAGCCGAGCUACGGCUAUGGAAACUGCGUUCAAUAUUGCAAAAAGUGAAGGAACAUUUGGUUUAUGGAGAGGAUUAUCGCCAACUGUAAUGAUGGUGGUGCCUGCUACUGUCAUCUACUAUACUGGCUAUGAUUUCUUAAAGGAUAGGCUAUCUUUUCGUCUUGGUUCCUAUAAAGAUGUACUUGCACCAAUGAUUGCUGGAGUAACAGCGCGUAAAAUGGCUAGCAUUGUGAAAAAUGCCGUCAAACAAAGUGGGGCAUCGUCUCUUUGGCGAGGACUAGGGCCCACACUUCUGCGCGAUGUACCUUUUUCUGCAUGUUAUUGGGCUGGCUAUGAAUACUUUAAGCGUAAACUUUCACGGUCUGUGGGUGAGAAAAAUCGAAACAUCGCUACGUUUGCAGCCGGUGCUAUUUCCGGAUCGAUUGUUGCUACUGCCACGACUCCCUUUGAUGUCGUCAAGACUCGUUUACAGGUUGACAUGGGAGAAAAUUUUGCAGAAAAGCAAAAAAUUCCGUCCACUUGGAGUGUUAUCAGAGAUAUCUGGAAAUUACAUGGAUGGAACGGUUUAUUUGCAGGUGCAUUAAUGGAAAGAUUGACAAGUGUAACUGCUCGUGUCGCCAAGAUUACGCCCGCAUGUGCUAUCAUGAUAGCUGUUCCAUACGUGCUAUGUAAUGGCUUAAUGGAUCACAAAUGCACUAUGUGCCCAGAAACGAUGAUGAAGAAUUGCAGGACUACAAUGUGGGGUACUUUCGUCAAUAUAAUGAAAAAUGAAGGACCAUCAGCAUUAUAUCGAGGAUUACCGCCGACAUUGAUUAUGGCAAUUCCAUCGACAAUGAUAUUUUUUACUGCGUAUGACAUUUUGAAAGAGAAGUUGACUCCGCAUCUUGGCAAACGACAGGAUGUAUUAGCUCCAAUGCUUUCGGCGAUGCUUGCUAGAGUUACGGUUGUUACGGCAAUUUCCCCUAUGGAACUUGUCAGAACAAAGAUGCAAGCUAGUAAGACAGCCGGAUAUGGAGAAUUGGUUCGUAUUGUUUAUCAGGAAGCAAGAAUAAGUGGUGUAUCGACAUUGUGGCGUGGCCUGGGGACAACCCUUAUGCGUGAUCUUCCCUUUUCUGCAUUUUACUGGGCUGGGUACGAAAACUUCAAGAAAAGAUUUAAUACUUUAACAAAUGGAAAGUAUCCUAACAUAAGUAAUUUUUCCGCAGGUGCUACAUCCGGCAUGAUAGUAGCCGCAGCAACUACCCCUUUCGAUGUAGUAAAGACUCAUUUGCAAGUAGAUAUGGGUGAAACAAAUAGUAAAAACGGAAGCCAAAAAGUACCUUCUAUGUUUGCUAUUAUGAACAAUAUUCGACAGCAAUAUGGUGUUAGAGGACUAUAUACCGGAGUUGCUGCUAGGGUUAUUAAAGUUGCACCAGCAAGUGCAAUUAUGAUUAGCACCUAUGAAUUCUGUAAAGAUUAUUUCGCUAACAAAAAUCGUUUGACCUAA